AUGAGUAGAGCGUCUGAUUCUGUGAUUGAUCUAAAAGAUGGUAGCAGGCUGAUCAAAUCACUAAGCUCUGAUGGAUUCCCAUACUUCACUGAAAAGACUAAUGAUGAUACAGAAGAAAUUCACUCCACUACUACAGCUGCAUUACUUAGAUAUAAUUCCUUAGUUUCAGGAGAUAAUGAAACAGAAUCGUUUUCUGAAACUGAAUCAGGAUCUCAAAAUAAAGAGUAUCUCAAUGACGUUAAACUAGUCCAAUAUGAUCCAAGUGAAAAACCUCAAAGGUUAGGCAGACCACGGAAACAUUUGGGUUCUAAAUCUAUGAUAGUAGAGGAUUCUUCUUCCGAUAAUUACAACCAAUCAAUUAUUUCAAAAUUUCGGCUUGAUUCUAAACCAUUAGAAGGACCAGGCUCAAGAGGAGGAAUAAAAUCGAGAAUAAGUCCUAAGGGUAAAGUUACAUCACUGAUACUAAGGAAAAGAAAGCAACAAUCAGUACUUAGUUUUAGCGUUGAUGAAUCUAAGAACGUCAAGCCUAAUAAAACAUCAACUGUACCUUUGAAUGAAGGAUCUGAUACUCCCAAAGAUAUAUUAGAUGAUUUACAUCCAAAAUCAGAUAAAUCUAAAAGUCCAAAUACAGAUCCUAUAAUUGAAAUCCCAAGGGUGGCGGGGUCAGCUAAUAUGGAGAAGAAAGCAAGAACGUAUAAACGCAGGGCCAUAUCAAAUAUAAAUACAAUGAAAACAAGUAGAACCACUUUUGUUAACAAUAGAAACAAAAAUUCCAGACAGUUACCAGGUCCCUUGAUAUCUUUAAAUUAUGCUUUAUACGAUGAAAAUGCUUUACAGGCCCAACAGAAUGAAAAAGCUGCGGCUGAGAAAAUUGCCUUAGGGUAUCCUGUAAAGGCCUCUAGGAUUGCAAGUCAUAUUGUUUUCAUAAUAUCAUUCUUAAACAAAUUUAAGUCCUUAUUGGAGGUCAACGGUAUCGGACCACAAACCAUAGAAAGAGGUUUAGGCUUAACCUCUCAAGAAGAUGAUUCGUCACCUAAUUCAGAUUCCAUUUCUAUUGAGAUGAAUUACCUAUUCCUAAAACUUAUGGGAUUAAUUCUUAAUAGAAAAAAGACAAUAACAUCACAUUCCAAGGCAAUCGUGGAGCUAAAAUCAUUGGUUUCAUCUUUAGGUUUACCUAAAGAAUGGAAGAAACAACCAAAUGAUAAAGCUAAAGAGAAUGAACCGUUUUCAGAGCCAGUCGAUUUACAAAAGCCAUACAUUCAUUACGAUUCUACUUUCGACUCUGAUGAAGAGAGUAUUAGGUACAACCCAUUCGUUGAUCCCGAAUUUGAAUCCAAAGGACUAAGCGGUAUACAUGAUCCAUUUGACAGACUUAUAUUGUUAAAGACACUUGUUCAAUGGACACUUACAUCUUCCAAUGCUGUUAAAUUGUUCAUUUCCAAUAGUGUGUUGAAGCAAGAUGUACCUGGUGACAAGGACACUUACUAUGCUUCCAGAUCAAUUUUAAAAGGCUUUAAAAACACCGAAGUAACUAAGAAGGAAGCAGAAGCCAAACUUGCCAAAAGAAAAUCAUCAGAUGAUGAUACAAAGUAUGUUGAUCCAACUUCUAAUCCUCUUGAUCAUACUAUGAAUAUUAGAAUUUUAGAAGAAAUAUGCGGAGAUAUUGGAUUUCAGGUAGGCAGAUUUUACUUAUGCCGUAUGGCUGACGAAUCAAAUGGUGGUUUAGCAUCAAUUAAAAAAAUGAGGACUGCGUGGUCUGGAAAUGUGAUGUCAAGCCAUUUACCAUCCGAGUUUAAAAUAUAUGUUCAAGAUGUGUAUCGAACGUUAGUUGAAUGUCUUGCAAAUGCGGGUAUUGAAUUUGAUGAAAGUGGAGAAGAAGUCAAGAGUAGCUCGCAAAAUUCUAAUGUUGAUGAUUUAUGGUACGAAGUUGCCAGUAAUGGUGCAGAGCUUUCUACGUUUGUUGAGUAUUUAGCAAAACGCUUGGGAAUCGACUCUCACGUACGUGAUGAUGAUUCUAUUCCUAUGACAAGUAUGAUCUAUAAACCAACGUUGUAUUUAUAUGAAUACUUUGCUGCUAUGUUGCCAUUAAUUAUUAAACAGGAGACCAUGCCUCCUGAAACACAAAUUGGUGACAAGAGAAGUUCAAGAAAGCAAACAAUUAAUUACAGUGAUAAAGCUGCUAGCCGUUUGUAUGAAGAAUACAUGGAAACUGAUGAAUUUGUGGAAGGAAAUGGAGAUGAAGAUGAUGACUACGAAGAAAGUGAUCUUGAGGAAGUAGAACAAAUGGAUAAAGAAGAAGAUGUGGACUACAUAGAUUAA
Messenger RNA from Scheffersomyces coipomensis, 2319 nucleotides. RefSeq lists its product as uncharacterized. The transcript has a single exon. Bases 1 to 2319 code for a protein of 772 amino acids. NCBI's taxonomy places the organism in Eukaryota, Fungi, Ascomycota, Pichiomycetes, Serinales, Debaryomycetaceae. The record is from RefSeq and is a predicted model, not a curated record.